AAAAAAAGAUUUUUUGUCAUGUUUGCAAUAAUCAGAUUGCCUUUUUUUCUGUUUUUGAAGCACAUAAAAGAUUGUAAACAUGUAUAAUUUCGAUGUGAGAGGCUGUGUGAGCAUCUGUCCACUAGAGGGCAGUAUUACCUUCUCCACUGCACGCUGUCACAUCACCGGAGGCGGAUGAGUCAUUGCCACAGAGUGGAAACACGCAAACAUUUACAUUUCUGACUGAAAGCACGUCGACACGUUUCUCAUUAAAAGCAUUCAUCACGCCUGUGAUGUAUUAACUUACUGCUGCAGGAUUAACGCGUCACUGUGACCCGAUAACACAAAACGUGCAAGAGACUGAACACAGAUCUUCACGUUUUCUUACUGUCAGAAGAAAAGUUCAUAUCUCCAAUUUUGGGGGAUUUUUUAAGCUUUCUCAACAACGAGCAAUGAUGAAUUAAUGAAAUGUCCCCAAAGUGUCCCCAAAGUUGAUUUUGGAGCAUGUUUGUUUCCCUGACAACAGAAAUUUCAUGAAUUCACGAGAAGAGAAAGCGCUCAUCCGCCGGUCAGUUAAUUUUCUCUCCUUCUUCAUUUCCAUGAUGUGUUUUAAUUUAAUCAGUAUUUGCUGCAUUAUUAAUGCAGGCAGACUCAUUAAUUGUUUAAAAAAACAUGUGAGUAUUGAGUUUGGAGAGCUUUUCCUCUCCUAUAUUACUCUCGUGUUGUAACGAGAAUAAUAUAACGACAGCAUCUUCAGCUGUUUUUCGAUAUUUGUGGUAUUUAAAUCUCCGAGAAUCCGACGGGAAACAAUGAAUGAACAGAUCUGUGAACUCAGUAUGUUGCAGUGGUCUUAACGUGAGGGUGGCUGUGUUCCAGACUGGAGAGAGUAAAUAGACUUUAUGCGCUGAGGGUCUCCAUGCAGCCUCAGUCUGAGCGCGUCCCCUGCAGGACUGUCUCACUGCUGGGUCGGUUUUUUCCUUUUGUCUGCGUGUUGGAGACACGAGCAGAGAGUUUGGAGUCGAGACGCGCUGCAGGUGAUGGUGGAAGGAGGAUGGGAGCGACGGUUUCAUGAGGACACGUUGAGACGGAUAUGGCACCGAGGGCGUGAGUCUUGACAUCCAUGGAGAGUUUUUAUAAUGAGAGCCAAAACCAGAACCAGGACCACCGGGACCACCCUGGCCAGCACCAGGUGGUCACAGCUGGAGCGGACAGCCCCUGGCCGGGCGGAGGGCUCAGCCUCCGCGCGCUGACCGGCUGCGUCCUGUGCGUCCUGAUCGUCUCCACCCUGCUCGGUAACACUCUGGUGUGCGCCGCGGUCAUCAAAUUCCGCCACCUGCGCUCCAAAGUCACCAACUCCUUCGUCAUCUCUCUGGCGGUGUCAGACCUGUUCGUGGCCGUGCUGGUGAUGCCCUGGAGGGCGGUGUCCGAGGUCGCCGGCAUCUGGCUCUUCGGCCGCUUCUGCGACACCUGGGUCGCCUUCGACAUCAUGUGCUCCACCGCGUCCAUCCUCAACCUGUGCAUCAUCAGCAUGGACCGCUACUGGGCCAUCUCCAGCCCGUUCAAGUACGAGCGCAAAAUGACGCGCAGGUUCGCCUUCCUGAUGAUCGGAGUCGCCUGGACUCUCUCCAUCCUCAUCUCCUUCAUCCCCGUGCAGCUCAACUGGCACCGCGCGGACGCGGACGACUCGACGGCGGACAACCCGGACGACUGCAACGCCAGCCUGAACCGGACUUACGCCAUCUCGUCGUCGCUCAUAAGCUUCUACAUUCCCGUGGUGAUCAUGGUGGGGACGUACACGCGCAUUUUCCGCAUCGCGCAAACCCAAAUCAGACGGAUCUCGUCUUUGGAGAGGGCGGCAGGGCCCCGUGCGCAAAACCACCGCCACCGCGCGUCAGCGCACGACGAAAGCUCGCUGAAAACUUCUUUUAAGAGGGAAACGAAAGUUUUAAAGACUCUGUCCAUCAUCAUGGGAGUGUUUGUGUUCUGCUGGCUGCCGUUUUUCGUCCUGAACUGCGUGGUGCCUUUCUGCGACCUGGACAAACUCGGAGAGCCCCCGUGCGUCAGCGACACCACCUUCAGCAUCUUCGUGUGGUUCGGCUGGGCCAACUCGUCCCUGAACCCGGUCAUUUACGCCUUCAACGCCGACUUCAGGAAGGCCUUCUCCACCAUCCUGGGCUGUAAUAAAUACUGCUCCACCUCCACGGUGGAGGCUGUGGACUUCAGCAACGAGCUGGUGUCCUACCACCACGACACCACCAUGCAGAAGGAGGCAUGCGCCAUGCCGGGCCCCGGCGCGCAGAGGCUCAUCCCGCCGCACACAGGGGGAGAUCUGGAGCAGAACUUUGACACCGUUUCUGUCAUUUCAGUCGAUUCCCGCAACCACAGCAACUCACUGCUGCCCGCCAUCCUGCAGUAUGAGUGCGAGGCGGAGAUUUCUUUAGACAUGAUUCCCUUCAACUCCUCCGGACCCACAGACUGUUAUGUUAUUCCGGGUCAAAUCCAGGACCUGUGAGCGCCCUUAAGCUCUGAAACAACACAUGCACGAUGCAGGACCCCUGUUCAGUUUCGUGCCUCCUGAUUCAGCCUCCCUCCACAUCAGGGAGCAGGGGUCUAAGUGGGUGACCUCUGACCUCUUGCUGAUGAUGCCAAAAUGAUCAGUUGCUGUAAACCUCUCUGGCUUGUGAGCCCUCAAAGCAAAGUGGUGGUUUUGUUGUGGAUGUAAACAGUUCAACCAAAGAUCAUCAGACUGUUUGCUUUAAAGGAUUUUCAAAGGUCCAGUGAGUUUCAAAAAACAAAAAGCAAGAAACAGAAAAACAAAACGUAGAAACACUCAAGAUUUUGGGUUACAAGAAUGUUUUUCUUUUUAAAUUUCCAUUUCAGAUUUAUGUCCUGGCCCCUCUUGGUUUUUGACCCCCAGGUUGGGAACCACUGAUCUAACUAAUUUCGACAAUCAGCUGACUGUAAAUGUCAACAGAGACACUGUACAGGGCAAAGUAUGAGCUGUAGUUGCUCAUCAAUAUUUGCUAACAAAUAUUCUCAGAAAAUGUUUGGUUUUCAUGUCAUAUUAUAACUUUAUGGUGGAAAGUUUUAUGUCGGCUCAAAAAGGUGCUGUUUUCCCUCCAAUACAUUUGUCAGUUUUGAAAUUCAGGCUCAGAAAGUCUGAGUUUAAACGCGAGAAGAUCUGCACAACAAAGUCCAGAUCGAAUGUUGUAUUCCUGCUGAAAAGUAAAACAUGUGUCAAACGUA
Messenger RNA from Siniperca chuatsi (mandarin fish), 3225 nucleotides. RefSeq names its product D(5)-like dopamine receptor. Gene Ontology annotation, cellular component: membrane. The coding region runs from base 1100 to 2491 and encodes 463 amino acids. Gene Ontology annotation, biological process: adenylate cyclase-activating adrenergic receptor signaling pathway. Lineage: Eukaryota; Metazoa; Chordata; Actinopteri; Centrarchiformes; Sinipercidae. Gene Ontology annotation, molecular function: G protein-coupled receptor activity. The record is from RefSeq and is a predicted model, not a curated record. The transcript has a single exon.